AGCGCGCCCGCAUUGAUGGUGGUGGUCUUAUGCUGCUGGACAAGCAAACGGGAGGGUUACCCCCAGAACUGAAAUUCCAGAUCUUUCGACAUCUCGAUAUCUCAGACUUACUGAAUGCAAGUGCCUCAUGUAAAUUCUGGUACUUGGCAUUGUGCGAUGAAGUCAUAUGGGAAGCAGCUUAUGCCAAGUUGACAAGAGGGUAUCCAAUACACCAGUUCGUGGUGACCGACUGCGUAAGAAGCGUGACGCGACCCAAGUUUGUUCAACUCGAUGGCUCGGAAGACCUCAGCGCACAGUGGCUAGACGACUGGACUCAGUCCUGGAAACAACGCAGCGUCUUUGCCGUCCAUGUUCUUAAUAUCCAACGAGAGGUCACAUCGGCAGCACAACAAAAGACAAUGAUGUUUGAUCCACCUAAAUCGACACCCUUGUACUCAGCCGCCUUCAUACAAAACAUCGAGACAGCUCUUGGCGCUCCGUUUCCUAUCGACUUUGUUCUGUAUCUUUUGUAUUUUUCUCCUUAUCUCACCUUUUCGGCCUUUGAUAGCCAUCCGCCUUGCGCAUUAGCAUCCGGACCCAUAUUCCAACAGGAACCCUGGUGGAAAUCAACCAAUGCCAUCAUUCAAUUCAGUACGGUAUACCCUUCUAGCAAACGGCUGGAGGACUUGUCCCAAGCAGCUAUUGAGUUUAUGUACUCGACCCGGAUGGCAUGCUUUGGACUGGCGGAUUGGACAUUUGGAUUUCCGACCAAGGAGUUCUUGACCCUGCUGCUGGACGCCAAUUGGAAUCUUCAAGGUCAGUUACCAGGUGUGAUCAGCCGACAUGGCCUGCGCGUGGAUUUUCAAGGCAUGAAGAGUGGAAUUGGUAAAGUGUUUCGACAAACCCAGGAGAACAAGACCUAUGAACUUUGCUGCAUCGCCGAAAGCUUCACCGACUACCUUAUCCAAUAUGUCGCUACCGCCAUUACCACCGGUUACUUGCCGUCUUGGACGCUUAUGGGCUACAAUGACCUGAUGAGCACAUUACCCCGGUUGGACGGACUCCCUGUGUCGAUCUUGAUUCCUCAAGCCCAAGACUGGAGCAUUGCUCAUUAUUUGCCUACUUAUUACUCCCAGGAGAUGAUCUGCAGGUUCCCUAGUUACGAAGCCCACGUCUAUUACGAUUCCUAUGCCGACCAUCUCUCUUGGCUAACCGCCGAAGCGCUUGAUAACCCUGACCACGUUCAUCUGCCUGAUCCUCCCGUCCACAUAGCCAAUGGCUUUUAUACCCGGCGAUGGCAACCCUACUUGCAGUUCGUUGUAUCCCAAAAUGGAAUUGAUGUUCCAAACAGUUUACUUGAGCUGGAGGAGCUUUCAGUAUCACAACCUGCAAGUCAACAUAUCAAUCAAGACAUAUACCGACUUGAGCGGCAAUUGAUAGACGAUUGGAUUCAAACCUCGCCAAAUACGGUGAAAACCUGUAAAUAUAAAAGUGAUACAGAGCUACAAGAAAUACAACGCAAAACAGAUAGACUGCAAAGCGAGGUGUUCCAACUAUUUACCCAGCGGCUGCCGUUUAUCCUUUAUUAUAGCCAGCACAUCGAUGGUCUCUGCUAUCUCCAUACGUACAAGCACUUUUUGGAUCAUCUGGAAUGCCUUAAAAGUAGAAAGUUCAAGUACAAUGCCCUCGACCUUGAUUUUGUGGAAGACAGGUUUCGGUAUCUCCUUAAUUGGAUGCGAGGUGUGUAUUUGAAUCAUCGAUACUAUAUCGACUGGCAACCGGGUAUAAACGACGCAUCAGAAUCCACCCUAGACUGGUCGGAAGUUGCUGUUAGAGCCAAUAGCCUUGUAAGAUAAAGCACUUAAAAUAAAUGAAAGUGAAGGGAAGUAAAGGUCCGUUGGGGGAACCCUCCAGUAGUUAAAGCCAA
This is a messenger RNA of Umbelopsis ramanniana AG, 1906 nucleotides long. RefSeq lists its product as uncharacterized. NCBI's taxonomy places the organism in Eukaryota, Fungi, Mucoromycota, Umbelopsidomycetes, Umbelopsidales, Umbelopsidaceae. The transcript is spliced from 2 exons. Gene Ontology annotation, molecular function: protein binding. Bases 30 to 1835 code for a protein of 601 amino acids. The record is from RefSeq and is a predicted model, not a curated record.